AUGGAGGGACAUUCGGCUCCACCUGCUGCAGACGCUGCGGGUGCAGGCACAACGACCGAUGCUGCUCCUCCAGUCCAGGCGAAUGUUCAUGCGCAAGCUGCCCAUCAUAACCAACCUGUCAGUCAUGAGGAAAAGGGACCUAUUGGACGCGUCACACCUCGACCAACCUUUCUCGAAAACCUUGCCGACUCUCGCGAGAGUCAAUUCAGGUUCCACCGUCGCAAAAACGAUGACUUUGACAGCUACUUUCACGGUCCCCGAGACCUUGAUAAGCAUUCGAAAUGGCCGGUCUUUCUUCGAAUGCAUGGCAGUGUCUUGCCCAAACUGAUUCUUCCUCUGCUCUUUGUCGCGGCGUGGUCGACUUUGAUCACACUCUUCUCACAUUACGUACAUCCCCUUGGCAUUAACAAUAUUCUCCUCACGGUUCUCGGUUUCGUCGUCGGUUUGGCUCUUUCAUUCCGAAGCUCUACAGCUUACGAGAGGUGGGCAGAUGGACGAAAGUACUGGGCGCUCUUGGUUCAAACUUCUCGCAACCUUGCUCGCACAAUUUGGGUCAACACGGCGGAAAGAGAAGGUGAAUUUGAAAAGGAUGAUCUUCUAGGCAAACUAACGGCCAUGAACCUCAUCCUCGCGUUUGCCGUCGCCCUAAAGCACAAACUGCGGUUCGAGCCAGAUAUCGGCUACGAAGACCUGGCGGGUCUCGUUGGACACCUGGACACCUUUGCCAAGGACGCCCACGACCGUGCACGCCUUCAGCCGCCCAAGAAGAGUUCGUGGAAGGCGAUGGGUGAAUAUCUCGGCGUCUCCUUCGCCGAGUCGAAUCCCAGGAAGCUCGUCAAGCGCUCAAAGAAGCCUCUGGGACAUCUGCCUCUGGAGAUUCUCAAUCACUUGUCUGCAUAUGUUGACCGCUGCAUUGCGAAUGGCACCAUGUCCGUCAGUCUUCACCAGAGUCAAGCCAUUGCUGCUCUGUGUUCCUUGAAUGAAGUCCUCACUGGAACCGAACGUGUGCUGGAUACACCACUGCCGGUGGCCUACAGUAUUUCCAUUGCUCAAAUUGCCUGGAUCUAUGUCCUGGUGCUUCCAUUCCAGCUCUACCCCGCCCUGCAUUGGAUCACUAUUCCCGGCUCUAUCGUCGCGGCAUACAUCAUCCUCGGACUCGCCACGAUUGGCAGCGAAAUCGAGAACCCUUUUGGCCAUGACGUUAACGAUCUCCCCUUGGACACAUACUGCAGGCAGAUCGCCGUCGAGCUCGACAUCAUCACCGCGAUGCCGCCCCCCAAGGUGGACGACUUCACCUCCCGUGACGAAAACCUCGUUCUCUUCCCUCUCAGCACCUCUGGAUACCCCGACUGGAGGGACCGCAGCGUCGAGGAUAUCCGCGCCGCGCUGCGGGCAAAGGUCGUCGCCAACACCCCGUCCUCGGGUGGGUCGGACUCGUCCACCAUCUUAGGGGACGGAAGCCUACGGUCACGGACCGAUACGAGCGUGGCCAAGGCAUCCGUCUGA
Molecule: messenger RNA, 1506 nt
Organism: Aspergillus lentulus
Lineage: Eukaryota; Fungi; Ascomycota; Eurotiomycetes; Eurotiales; Aspergillaceae
Product: bestrophin family protein
Molecular function (GO): chloride channel activity
Source: RefSeq, a predicted model, not a curated record